Messenger RNA from Ictidomys tridecemlineatus (thirteen-lined ground squirrel), 1913 nucleotides. The record is from RefSeq and is a predicted model, not a curated record. Lineage: Eukaryota; Metazoa; Chordata; Mammalia; Rodentia; Sciuridae.
AGGUGCGGAAUUGGGCGGGGGCUCGGAAGGGAACCCCGAUUUUCCCAUGGCCUCUCUGUACGUGGGCGACCUGCACCCCGAGGUGACCGAGGCAAUGCUGUAUGAGAAGUUCAGCCCAGCGGGGCCGAUCCUGUCCAUCCGCAUUUGCAGGGACAAGAUCACCCGCCGCUCUUUGGGCUACGCAUAUGUCAACUACCAGCAACCGGUGGAUGCCAAGCGAGCCCUAGAGACCCUGAACUUUGAUGUCAUAAAGGGCAGGCCAGUGCGCAUCAUGUGGUCCCAGAGGGACCCCUCGCUCCGCAAGAGCGGGGUGGGCAACGUCUUCAUCAAGAACCUGGGCAAGACCAUCGACAACAAGGCGCUGUACAACAUCUUCUCGGCGUUCGGCAACAUCCUCUCCUGCAAAGUGGCCUGUGAUGAAAAGGGGCCCAAGGGCUAUGGGUUCGUGCACUUCCAGAAGCAGGAGUCGGCCGAGCGGGCCAUAGAUGCGAUGAAUGGCAUGUUCCUAAACUACCGCAAAAUUUUCGUCGGGAGAUUCAAGUCGCAUAAAGAGAGAGAGGCUGAAAGGGGAGCCUGGGCAAGGCAGUCCACCAGUGCUGACGUCAAGGAUUUCCAGGAUGACACCGAUGAGGAGGCCACCUUGCGAUGAGCAAAGCCAAAUCUUGGCUCCCACCCGGUUUACAACCCCCCCCACCCCCAACCCACCAGCAGUGUAUUGUAUUGGGAGUGCAGGUCUCUCUCUCUUCCCCCCACCUCCCUCUCCCUCUCCCUCUCCUGGCCCCCUCCCAGAGUCUUUCCUCUCUCCCCCCUUCCCCACUUCCUUGCUUCUGCCUCCUCUCCUUCUGUCCUCCCCCGCCCCCCACACACCCUACCUAGGGCGUCCUGAGCAACCCUACUAAUCUGUGCCAUUUGAUAAGUUAAAGGCUGCCUCUUCUCCCCGGGGUUUGGUUCAUGAACGCAUUUUCUGUCUCUCUUUGUUUACUGCACAGGUGAUAGAAUUUCAUGGUACAACUAUCAGAAAGGAGAAGGAAAUCAUAUGAGAGAAAAGCAAGAGAGUAGUUGCUCCCUAUGAUCCCACUUCCCAGAGAGAACCACUUUUACCUUUUUGGUGUGCUGUUUUUCCAGGCUCUCUUAUCUCCCUCCCUCUUGCCCUCACCCCACCUCCCCUCUUCACAUACUGUUGUAGAAUGGUUCAUCUAUGUGGUGUUUCUUAACCUGCUUUUUCAGCAACUAAAACCAAACAAAAAUCAACCCAUUGAACUUCUUUCCAUGUUAUUCAACAGGCUUAUGAGACGUCAUCAUCAGUGCCUGCAGAGUGCUCCUGUGUAUCCAUGGACCUUAACAUUUCUGUAAUCAUUUCCCGCAUUGUUGGACAUUCAGGUGGUGCCUAGUUCUUUCCCUGUGUUUAAAACCAACACUGCGUGCUCUGAUGAGUGAAUCCUUCCUUGUCAAGCCAAAUCUUUGCUAGCAUCCUGGAUGGUCUCCCUAACUGUGGACUUGCAGGAUCCACAUAUAGACGUUUCAGAGACUUUUCCUGUGUGUUACCAAAAGGCCCCCUUCAUAAGCAUCGUGCCGAUUUGCACUUGUGCCAGCCAGCGCAGCUAGUAAAAAGAGUAUGCCCAUUUUCCCUGCAUAGUCUUCUAGUUGCUGUAAUUGGGGUGUGUGUGUGUUUGUGUGUGGGUGUGUGCGUGCGUGUGUGUGCGUGCGCGCACGCACAUGCUUGUGUGCGUGUACCUUGUUCAGCUCAGAUGGGCUGCAAAUUCUGUUUCGCUGUCCUUGGUUGUUUUGCUGGAAUAGAAUACUGUUAAUCACCCUUUUCCCCUGUGUUCACUUUCUGUCCCCUUCCCUGUUGUCCGAAAAAAAUUCAGCUUCACUGCAGAAAAAAAAAUCACAACGCUGACAAAUCAACAGAA